AUGGCGGCGGCGCUGGGGCCCGUCAACGCCCGGUGCCCGCAGGCCUGCGUCAGGGGUUACCUGCUGCGGAAGCGGUUUCGGAGCCUGCGGGAAGAGUACGAGGAGGUGGUGCGGGAGAUCGAAGGAGACCUGAGCCGGCUGGAGUGGAGGGGACGGUUCCUGCCGCGGCCCCUGUUUGUCCCCGAGAAGCCAGCACAAGGGAAGCAUUCAGGUCUGUUGGAGGCUGUACCGAGUGACAAGGCCAGUGCAGAAAAACCCCAGGAGGAGGUGGACGCCUCAGAACCAGAACAUGACUGGGACUGCAGCAGUGUGAAACCUACAGCUCAGCUGGAAAGCCAGAAAGAACUGAGCUCCACGGGUGAAGGCGAUGCAGCGAACCCCCCAAAUCCCAGGGCUGAUGCCGAUAAAUGUACUGAAAAGGAGUGCGCUGCCCCAGCAGAGAGCGAGGACUGGCAGAAUGACAGCAACGUAUCCUCUGUGUGGGACAGCGCUGUCCUGGAGGCCGAGUCCUUCGAAAGCUGCCUGGAAAUUCCACUCGAGGACAUAAAGGACCUUCCUCGAACUCGGUCUGGUCUCCAGUCCUACAGAAAUCACUUGAUCAUGGAGUUGGUGUGGUUGCAACAAGCUAUUGUCAGCCGUAAAAACUACUUGAUGCUGAAACAGAGGCUGGGGACUCCUGACCCGUAGGAUGGCAUUCCCAAGCACGAGGGGCACUUGUAUUGGUGUGGAGAAGCAGUGGAGCUGCGGCACCGCAGUCAUGAUGUGACUUCACAGACAGCAGCAGCUUAGGGGAACUCCAGCUCUGUGGGUUGAUGUUUUCCACUUCAGAUGAAUGUGGGAAGAAAGCCUUUUAUUUCUUUUAAAUGUGAAUAUUUGGUCAAAACAGGGAUUAAACACCACUGUGAAGCCAGGGAGGUGGUUGUGUAUCCUGGAGGGCGUCCCAGUGAGGGCUUCUUCCCCAAGAACCCUAUUUUUGUUGGCUGAGCUGGACCGUCCUAGGGGAAAAUCGAGGCUAGGAAGACUGUCACUUACAGAAGGUGCUUUCUGACCAGCUGAUUGCAUGUGGUGGAACUAAAAUGCCUGAAGGCAGCAGGUGCUUUGAACCUGCAGGAACAAGCUCUUCUCCACUGAACUGUGUGUGACCCAUAC
Haliaeetus leucocephalus (bald eagle) is the source of this 1149-nucleotide messenger RNA. RefSeq names its product IQ motif containing C (gene IQCC). Gene Ontology annotation, molecular function: protein binding. The record is from RefSeq and is a predicted model, not a curated record. Lineage: Eukaryota; Metazoa; Chordata; Aves; Accipitriformes; Accipitridae. Bases 1 to 687 code for a protein of 228 amino acids. The transcript is spliced from 5 exons.